AUGUUUCUGGCCCUGAUUUUGUUGGCCGCCAUUGUCCACAUUGGCGGGAAACUGGGCAACUACGACAUCAAAAACCACCCCUUGGACAUAAGGGUGAGGAGGGACGUGCGCACUUUGACAGACGAAUAUGUUAGGAAAGCUCUAGAAGAAAUGGAGGCGACAAGGAACCUAACCAAACUUCAAGGAGACCUCACAGACGAGAAGGGAGAAAGUACCAUUGUCAGAGACGGCAUCGAGAGUAAUACAGUAGAGUGGAGCCCGUUUGUGAGCGAAGAGAAAGAGAAAUCAACAGAAGCGGAUGCAGAAAUCGAAACAGUCGAAGAACAUAAACAGGAAAAGGAAGUAAAUCAAGAAGACAGUGGUUUGAUCAGUCUUAUUUAUCGUUACGUGAAAGAGAAGAGGUUUCCAUCGAAUUUACGGGCAAUCGAGACACCUAAAGUGACUUUACCAAGAGUGAAGAGGAACCUAGACAAUAGAAAUUACUACGACAACUACUACAACAACCAACAAUCAAUCUCGCGGCAAAAUCUCACCAACCAUACCAGGUCCAACGGUCCGACGUAUACCGGGUACGGCGCGUACACAGGAAACAACGGUACCAACAUAAUGAGCCUCUACUCGCGGCCGCCGUACCAAUACAACACGAAUACCAACAACCGGGCAUCGUGGUAUGAUCGAACCGGAAACUUUCCGAGAGCACCCGACAACACGUACCCUAGCAACGGCUUCAACCCCAACACCGGUUACAGCACCCGAGCGCGGCCAAUUUAUCGAACAAACCCCAUAUCCUACAACAGACCUUAUCAAACUGGACCUUACGAUAACAACUUCAAUGACAAAGCUGACCAGUUCGGCGAUACCAAUGCCCUUGGCAACACUGCCUACAGUUCGUACAACGGUCAGCCGGUGUCGCCAGCAUACGCGCCAGCUUUCACCACUGGGUACGCUCCCCCCACCACCACCACGGAGAACCCCACCAGCCCCAUAAUCGUGGAGAGCUGCUUCAUGUGCGUAUCCAUGGGGUGUCCGGCGUUCUUCAAGAAGAUCGGAUUCCUCUGUGUGCCCGUGAAGCAGACG
Iphiclides podalirius (scarce swallowtail) is the source of this 1077-nucleotide messenger RNA. The record is from the annotation of a GenBank genome assembly. NCBI's taxonomy places the organism in Eukaryota, Metazoa, Arthropoda, Insecta, Lepidoptera, Papilionidae.